ACUGCGAGGUUACCUUGCGCCUGCAAGGACAAAGAUGGAUUAUAUUACACUUCGUUCAGGAAUUCAAUGCACGCUUUCAAGGAAUGAAUGUAUUGAUGAAGACGGAAGAAAUUUAACAACAGCACGCCGAUUGACUGCAAUCCUUUCAUAUCUGUGAUGUACCAGAUAAAAGGAGGCUGGAUAAGUCUUACUCCGAAACCUGCUGCGGUACUGUCGCCUCAGACUUUAGAAUCAAUGACUAAACCCGUCUGGAAAUAUGUUGAGCAUCUUGCCGAUAGUGGAAUUUAUUCCCAGGAAGCUCUCUCCAGAUUACGUGACCACAUCAUGUUUCCUGUCGAGAGUACCGUUCUCCUCAAUACCUUCGCACUGCAGCCAGACAACGCGUCCCUUUGGCAUUUCCCUCUCAGGUUUUCUCGAUGAGCAAACCCUUGAUAAAAUAGCUACUUCUACCGGUGAAAAAUUACACUGCGAUACACGAUUAUGCACUGCAUUCGGUGUAUGGAUGGAGUUUGCACCUACUAGGAAUAAUCUUUUCCUCUAUUACCUUCUGCUGCACUUGGGGAAACGCAGCCAUCCUGAGUUACCUCCUCGAGCAGUCGAAGAAGGAACUUCAAACGAAACUUAUGCCCGCGUGGACAACCUCAAUCUGCGGCACGUCCUUCCAAGAAACUCAGCCAUUAUAUCCAACCAAGCAAACGAACGGAAUAUUCUAGGAGAAUAAACCAGCGCGGAGCCAUCUCCAAUAACGUGGAAGACUCUGCCGAGCGCAACACAUGCGCAACUUGCAAAGAAAUUCAUUAAAGUGAGCGCAGACAAUCAAAUAGACGCAAAAGUGUUACCUAUAGUAUGUGCAAAGUUUCUGCCAGAACAGCCAGUGGGAGUGACUUUAUAAGAAAGAGUCUCAACGAACAAUCAGUGUCCUUAUAAUCUUGCGUUCAUAAUUCCCAUAGACUAUUACUAUAAGUGACUCAAAUCUCACCCUGAUCUCACCCUGUUCUCACCACUAAGCUCUCAGAA
Molecule: messenger RNA, 1017 nt
Organism: Pogonomyrmex barbatus (red harvester ant)
Lineage: Eukaryota; Metazoa; Arthropoda; Insecta; Hymenoptera; Formicidae
Source: RefSeq, a predicted model, not a curated record